UUUUCUGAGUUCACGCAUCCUUUGAGAGCAUGACACAGACCUGACACCCUGAACACAAUGUGAUCACUGUGUAAUGGCUCAUGCAUGUAAUAUUUAACGUGAUGUGGAGUUAAGCUCGUUAUUGUAACAUGGAGGAAACAGCAGAGGAAGUUUUAGCUAAACAGCAUCGCAAGGAGAAGAAAGAGCUACAAGCUAAAAUCCAGAGUAUGAAAAAUGCUGUACCUAAAAAUGACAAGAAAAGGAGGAAGCAGCUGACCGAGGACGUCACCAAGCUAGAAGCUGAGCUGAAUCAAAAGCAUGAGAAUGAGCUCCGACAGCUCCACAUGUCCCCUGCUGAAGUAAAGGUUGAUGAGGUUACUGAUGCUGUUGAGGGUAUAAAUGUGUCUGGUGUAGAGCAAGCAGAUAUCAAACAGACCAAAAUAUCCAAAGCUCAAAAGAGAAGGGACAAGAAAGCAGCUCAGGAGAAGGAGAGAGAGAACCGCAUCGCUGAAGCUGAAGUAGAGAAUCUGUCGGGAUCUAGAUAUCAGGAAAGCCUAAAACUAACACAAAAACUGGCCGAGAAGCAGCUGCAGAUUAAAGAGAUCUCAUCUGAUGGCCAUUGCAUGUAUCGUGCAGUAGAGGAUCAGCUAACAGGACGCGUCUGUUCUCUCAAGAUCCAAGAACUCAGAGUUCAAACGGCUCAAUACAUGAGGAGCCACAAGGAUGAUUUCCUGCCCUUCCUUACCAACCCCAGUACCGGGGAAAUGUACAGUGCAGAGGAGUUUGAGAAGUACUGCAGUGACGUUGCAGAAACAGCAGCUUGGGGAGGACAAUUAGAGUUAAGAGCCUUGACGCACGUCCUCCAGUUACCCAUAGAGGUCAUUCAAGCGGAUUCUGCUACGAUUGUUAUCGGUGAAGAGUAUGACAAGUCUCCCAUCACUCUUGUUUACAUGAGGCAUGCGUAUGGACUGGGCGAGCACUACAACUCUGUGGAACCACAGAAAGAUGCAGCGGGUGAAGAACAAAGCUGAAGUCAGUUGUCCUGCGAAAAAGAAAUCUCUUUUUCAAACACGUGUCUUUGGUCGCUCCAGAUUUAUAUUAGAUGCUGAAACAGAGAAGAGGAGGUGGCUUCCGGAAGAACCAAGUGAUGUUUGCUAUUUUAGCAGAAUUUUCCUGAUGUGCACUAUACCCAGGUCAUAAUUAAUGUGCAGCUGUUACGUCAGAGGAGAUAGUCUAUAAAGAAGCUUGUCUU
Tachysurus vachellii is the source of this 1231-nucleotide messenger RNA. RefSeq names its product OTU deubiquitinase 6B (gene otud6b). Gene Ontology annotation, molecular function: cysteine-type deubiquitinase activity. Bases 129 to 1010 code for a protein of 293 amino acids. Gene Ontology annotation, biological process: protein deubiquitination. NCBI's taxonomy places the organism in Eukaryota, Metazoa, Chordata, Actinopteri, Siluriformes, Bagridae. The record is from RefSeq and is a predicted model, not a curated record. The transcript has 7 exons.